UUUUUUUUUUAUUUUUAUUUAUUUAUUUUUUUCCGCCGUCCCAAAUACAGGGACCGCGCGUGGUUGGUGUUUUCGCGUUUUUUUUUUUUUUUAAAGGGUGUAGUCUGUAAUACACACACCUUUUUUUUAUAAUUAACAUGUCCAACAAUCUAUUUGAUUUAACUGGAAAAGGUGGAAAGAAAAGUGGACAAGAAGACCUCUUUUCAAAUACACCUCAACAUUACAAGAAGGCCGAUUUUGACUUUACAAGUCAUUCGCAACCCCUCAUGAGACAAGAUGGAGCAGGUCCUUCUACCCUAAGUCAGUCACAACCCAUGCUUUCCCAUUCGCACGAUCCUUUAGAGAUGUCUACUUUACACAUGAAGGCUCCUCCUUCUCUUCCUCUUCAACAGCAACAGCAGCAGCAGAAACAACAAAGAGAGACAGCAGAUAUGGUAGCCUACUAUAAACGUAAACUGGCCACGACAACAAAUCCCACCAGUGGUGGUGGGGACGGGUACAAGGGUUCAGCGGACAUCUAUCAUCGACCCGUGGAUCGUGAUUAUGGUUACAGACCUACGAAUAACUAUGUACCUCCUGAUUAUAAUUAUCGUGCUGGUAGAGUGGAUCAUGCUAGAGAAUCCGAAUUGAAUAUGACCAUUGCCCAUUUAACAGAAAGAUUGAAAAAGUCGGAAGCUGAAAAUGAAGAGAAGAACAAGACCAUUGCAGACUUGGAGGAAAAAGCAAAACGGGCUUCUUUAAGACAUCAUGAAUUAGUAGCAUUAUACAAAAAGGCUAAUGAAGAUCAAUAUCAAGACUACUUAAGGAUGCAAAACAAGUACAAUGAAACAAUGCACCAGUUUAUUCGUGAGCCUACGAUGACGGUUGCUGAUAAGAGCGAAAAUCAAGCUGAAGCUAAUGUACAAAAAUUAAUGAAAUUAUUGACUGCACUUGACGUAAUUGAACAAAGUGAAAGCAAGAUGGGGACGAGCUUUUUUUGUGUCAUUCAUGGUGUUCUCAUGGAUUUUAAAUUUCAUAUUGAGCUCCCUCAUGAUGUGACAAAGGAAGUGGAAUAUAUACCUUAUCAAGUGGCACAACUUUCAGUGGAAGAAAAGGGUCGUUUACCUGAAUUCUUAUUGGGUUCAAUCACGUUUAGUUUGGAUGUAUUACCUAAAGUAUUUUGGCGACUCUCUUCUGCUCUUCAACGUACAAAAUAAGCAUGUGUGUAUUUAAAAGAUUAAAAGAAAAAUUGUUCUACGGAAAUAAUACAUGUGAGAAAUGCAGGGAGGCCAGCCUUAUAA
Molecule: messenger RNA, 1280 nt
Organism: Mucor mucedo
Lineage: Eukaryota; Fungi; Mucoromycota; Mucoromycetes; Mucorales; Mucoraceae
Exons: 6
Coding region: 138-1196 (352 amino acids)
Molecular function (GO): protein binding
Source: RefSeq, a predicted model, not a curated record